ACAAUUUGUGUUACAUUUGAUUCAAUGCUUUUGCAAUAAUUAUCAACAUUUUAUACACAAAUAUAUCAAUGUUUUGAUUGUAAUUACAAUCCAAUUGAAGACAUAUUGUUGGCAAACAAUGGCCGCACUAUUGAACCGAUCGUUGAUUAGAGGAUCAGUAAAGAACUGUUCAUUAAGUCACAGAUGGCGUGCGGUCUGUCCAUCGGUAACAGCGAUUCGGGUCAAUCCGACCGACAAUUAUCACGAUAUAAGGACAUCCAUGGAGUUGCCGGAAAUGUCGCUAACAUUAUCUUCAGCAGACAACCCAUUGAUAAAAACAAACCAUUCAUUAAGUUAUUCAACACUACAUCUUCAAAGACUUCAAAAUAGGUUUUGUCCAAACAAUUUGUUUAAGAAAUUUAGAGAUAAUUCAUUAAGAAGUAGUAGUUGUCGACAAUUUCAUAGAUCUGCCAUCACUUUCAAUGAAGUGAAGGUAGUGGUUGUCCCACCAUUAGCUGAAUCACUCAGUGAGGGUGAUAUCCGAUGGGAUAAAGCUGUCGGCGACACCGUAGCUGAAGAUGAAGUUAUCGGUGAAGUGGAGACCGAUAAAACAUCAGUUCCGAUUCAUUCUCCAGUGGCCGGAGUUAUAGAGGAAUUGUUGGUAGAGGACGGGUCUACAGUACAACCGGGAAAAGCAGUAUUAAAGAUACGUGUUGGAGGUGCUGGCGGUGUCGCUGCUCCUAAAAAAGCUGACAAAGCAGAGGCACAUAAAGCUGCUCCAGAGGCUACAGUUAAAGCGCCAGCUCCGCCAUCUAAAGAGAUACCAACAACACCUCCGCCCCUACCAUCUCGGCCUUUAUCACCGUUAUCUUCCACUCCGGUCACACCAAUCAAACAAAAAGAUUCUUUUGGUGAGUCAGGCGUAACAAUUGGCACCCGAAAGGAGAAUAGAGUUAAAAUAAAUCGUAUGCGACAGCGGAUCGCUCAGAGACUAAAAGAUGCCCAAAACACUUAUGCAAUGCUCACCACUUUUAAUGAAAUAGAUAUGAGUAAUGCAAUUGAAAUGAGAAACACAUAUAAAGAUAUCUUUCAGAAGAAACAUAAUCUCAAACUUGGUUUUAUGUCUGCUUUCGUGAAGGCGACUGCCUAUGCAUUACAAGAUCAGCCCAUUGUUAAUGCUGUUAUUGAUGAGUCAGAAAUUGUCUAUCGAGACUAUGUAGACAUUAGUGUUGCUGUGGCCACACCUAAAGGAUUGGUUGUACCCGUCAUUAGAAGUGUAGAAACUAUGAGUUAUGCAGACAUUGAGAAAACUAUAAAUGCUUUGGGAGAAAAAGCCCGAAGUGGUUCAUUGGCCAUUGAGGACAUGGAUGGCGGAACUUUUACUAUAAGUAAUGGCGGUGUGUUUGGCUCAAUGUUUGGCACUCCAAUCAUUAAUCCGCCUCAAUCUGCUAUUUUGGGAAUGCAUGCCAUCAUUGAGAGACCGGUUGUUAUUAAUCAUAAGAUUGAAGUGCGACCAAUGAUGUACGUAUGCCUCACGUAUGACCACAGACUCAUAGACGGCAGAGAAGCGGUCACUUUCUUACGUAAAAUAAAGGCAGCCGUAGAAGACCCGAGAAUUAUGUUUUUAGAAAUAUAAUUCUUUUUAAAUAAUGUGUUGAAGUGAUUAGUGUUUUAAAAUAAUUAAAAGUAAUUUAGAUUUUAAAAAUAUUAUAUAAAUUGUAAUAUAUAUAUAUA
Oppia nitens is the source of this 1713-nucleotide messenger RNA. RefSeq names its product dihydrolipoyllysine-residue succinyltransferase component of 2-oxoglutarate dehydrogenase complex, mitochondrial-like. Gene Ontology annotation, biological process: tricarboxylic acid cycle. Gene Ontology annotation, cellular component: oxoglutarate dehydrogenase complex. Gene Ontology annotation, molecular function: dihydrolipoyllysine-residue succinyltransferase activity. The transcript is spliced from 9 exons. The record is from RefSeq and is a predicted model, not a curated record. NCBI's taxonomy places the organism in Eukaryota, Metazoa, Arthropoda, Arachnida, Sarcoptiformes, Oppiidae. The coding region runs from base 119 to 1615 and encodes 498 amino acids.